Messenger RNA from Hansenula anomala, 1656 nucleotides. RefSeq names its product threonine ammonia-lyase ILV1 (gene ILV1). Gene Ontology annotation, biological process: L-threonine catabolic process. The transcript has a single exon. Bases 1 to 1656 code for a protein of 551 amino acids. The record is from RefSeq and is a predicted model, not a curated record. Lineage: Eukaryota; Fungi; Ascomycota; Saccharomycetes; Phaffomycetales; Wickerhamomycetaceae. Gene Ontology annotation, molecular function: threonine deaminase activity; pyridoxal phosphate binding.
AUGGUGUUAGCAAAGAGAUUUGUACAUCUCCAUAGUGCACUAAGAUCUUAUAGAAGAUACUCUACUAAAUACCCAGAUCUGUUGAAACAAGAUUUACUGCCAACUGGUGAACCAGAUUAUGUUCGUUUGAUUUUAACUUCCAGAGUCUAUGAUGUUGUUGAUGAGACUCCAGUAUCACAUGCGGUUUCAUUGUCACAUAAGACAGGCUCCAAUGUCUAUUUGAAAAGGGAAGAUCUUCUACCAGUCUUUAGUUUCAAACUUCGUGGUGCUUACAACAUGAUAGCUAAAUUAGAUCCAACAAGAAAAUCAAAAGGUGUUAUUGCUUGUUCAGCCGGUAACCAUGCUCAAGGUGUUGCAUUUUCUGCUAAAAACUUGGGUAUCCCAGCUACCAUUGUUAUGCCAACGGCUACACCAAGCAUCAAAUAUCAAAAUGUCUCAAGAUUAGGUGCUCAGGUUGUCCUAUAUGGUGAUGACUUUGAUUCUGCUAAAAGUGAAUGUACUAGAUUAUCAGAGAAAAAUGGCCUAACAAAUAUUCCACCAUUUGAUCAUCCUUAUGUUAUUGCUGGUCAAGGUACAAUCGCAAUGGAACUUCUUCGUCAAACUAAUGGUGAAAAAAUCACUGCCGUCUUUUGUGCUGUUGGUGGUGGUGGUUUGAUUUCGGGUAUUGGUGCCUACUUGAAAAGAAUUGCUCCUCAUAUUAAAAUCAUUGGUGUUGAAACUCAUGACGCUGAUGCAUUGUAUCAAUCGCUUCAAGCCAAAAAAAGAGUCCAGUUGGACACUGUAGGAUCAUUUGCUGAUGGUACAGCUGUUAAAAUCAUCGGAGAAGAAACUUUCAGAGUUUGUGAAGAAGUUGUCGAUGAAGUUGUUAAGGUCGAUACCGAUGAAAUCUGUGCUGCUAUUAAGGACGUGUUUGAAGAUACUCGUUCAAUUGUUGAACCUUCAGGUGCCAUGACUGUUGCUGGUAUGAAACGUUAUAUUGUUGACCAUCCAGAAUUAGAUCAUACCAAGUCAACUUAUAUUCCUGUUUUGUCUGGUGCAAAUAUGAACUUUGAUAGAUUAAGAUUUGUUUCAGAAAGAGCAGUGUUAGGUGAAGGUAAAGAAGUUUUUAUGCUGAUUUCAAUCCCUGAUGUUCCUGGCUCUUUCCAAAAGCUUCAAAAUAUCAUUCACCCAAGAACUGUCACUGAGUUCUCAUAUAGAUACAAUGAAAACCAAGAAACUGACAGAUCAACUGUUCAAAAUGCAUUCAUUUACACUUCAUUCUCUGUUAUAAAUAGAGAAAAGGAAAUCGCACAAGUUAUGAAAGAAUUGGAAAAACUUGGCUUUUCUGCUAUUGAUAUUUCACAAAACGAAAUGGCAAAAUCUCAUGGUCGUUACUUGGUUGGUGGCUCUGCAAACUUACCAAAUGAAAGGCUAUUGAAUUUCGAAUUUCCAGAAAGACCAGGUGCUUUAACCAAAUUUUUAGAACAUUUAAAAGGCAGCUGGAACUUGACAUUAUUCCAUUAUAGAAAUCACGGCUCGGAUAUUGGGAAAGUGUUGGUUGGUUUAGAUGUACCACGUGAAGAGGAAGAACAAUUCCAACAAUUUUUACGUGAUAUCAAUUAUAUUUAUACAGAUGAAACAGAUAAUUUGGUUUAUAGAAAAUUUUUGAAACGUUGA